This is a messenger RNA of Podarcis lilfordi (Lilford's wall lizard), 9112 nucleotides long. NCBI's taxonomy places the organism in Eukaryota, Metazoa, Chordata, Lepidosauria, Squamata, Lacertidae. The record is from the annotation of a GenBank genome assembly.
AUGGGUCCUCUGCUGUCUCUCGGGGUCGGGCUUCUGCUGCUCAUCCUGUGGGCCCGCUACAAGGGGCUCGCGUACGUUCUGGUCCACCAUCGCUGGGUCUUCGUCUGCCUCUUCCUGCUGCCCCUCUCCGUGCUCUUCGACAUCUACUACCAGUUCCGCGCCUGGAUGGUGCAGAAGAUGCACAGCGCGCCCCGGCAGCACAACCUGCGUGUUCGCAACAUCCAGGAGCAGGUGAGAAGGGCGGGCGGAGGGGGAAAGUCCCCCCAAAAGGGUUUACAAGUUGGAAGAAGCGCAGGCUGUUCAGUUUUCCUAGUAAGACUCCGGGUGUUCCUGGCCUUCCUUCCCUGGAGCAGAGGUUUUCAAGCAUGGAAGUUGGCCAGAGGUUUGAAUGAGGCUAAAUAGAAGUUUUGAGUUGCGGAUCAGGACUACUCACAGUAACCAUUUAGUCUGGUGUCCCCCCCCCUUUUUAGCAGUUUUGUGAUAUUACUGAUAUUGGGAAUUUUUCUCAUACAAAAACUCAGAGGAGAUAUCCUGACAAUUAUGUUGUUGCCCUGUUACUUUGGGUUGCAUCUCUGGCUGCACCCUUGGACCAAAGCAGGGAUGGGAAACCUGUGGCCCUCCAGAUGAUGUUGGACUACAACUACAAUCAUCCCAGCUAUUGGCUUUGCUAGCUGAGGCUGAUGUGAUUUGGAGUCAGUUUCCCCGUUCCUGACCAAUCAGCUGUGGGCCUGUAGCAGUGAUACAGUGCUAAAUUAAUAUCUUAUUUACUUAUAUACCAUGUGAUGCUAGAGUAGGUUUCUGAGCAGUUUAGAAAAUAUUAAAAAACCCAGCCAUUAAAAUACACUAGAAAACAGUACCAUUAAAAUUAAAAGGUGGGAAAAUCAGAUGAUGCUCAUCUAAGUGGGUUGCUCCAGAUGAAGAUAUCAAGGGACACAUCUUGCAAACAGGUGUGUUUUCAGAAACCGGCAGAUGGUCAAUACAAGUAGUGAUGUAUUUCAGCAGAGAAGGCAUUCCAUUACAGUGGUGCCCCGCAAGACGAAUGCCUCGCAAGACGGAAAACCCGCUAGACGAAAGGGUUUUCCGUUUUUGAGUUGCUUCGCAGGACGAAUUUCCCUAUGGGCUUGCUUCGCAAGACGAAAAUGUCUUGCGAGUCUUGAGAUUUUUUUUCCGCUCCCCCCCCCUUUUUUCUAAGCCGCUAAUAGCCUUUUAGCAGCUAAGCCGCUAAGCCUUUAAUAGCCGCUAAUAGCGCUAAUCCGCUAAUCCACUAAUAGGGUUGCUUCGCAAGACGAAAAAAACGCUAGACGAAGACACUCGCGGAACGGAUUAAUUUCGUCUUGCGAGGCACCACUGUAUUGUUACACAAACCAAUUGUAGGUGGAAGGAAAGGUGCUGCAAGAAAGCAGUGCCAGUAUUUGUCACAUUAUUGCUCUCUAGACAGUAUCUUCUUCAUAGAAUCAUAGCAUUGUAGAGUUGGAAAGGACCACAAGGGACACGUAGUCUUCAGUGGUCCUCUUGUUUAUGGAUAACAGGCAUAAACAUUAGUGGAGUCCAUAUGUGGCUUGUGUAGGUAUGUGCCUGAUGCUAGGGAAACCAUAAAUCAGGAAGCAUUCAAAUUGCAGAGAGCCUAUUCUGUGCCAUGUGUCUCCCUGACAGGUCAUUAUAAUAAUAAUAAUAUUUUUUAUUUAUACCCCGCCCUCCCCAGCCAAGGCCGGGCUCAGAGCGGCUUACAAGCAAUAAUAAAAACAAGUUGAAUGAUUACAACAUUAUACCAAACAGGCCUUUACUCUUUCGUUCCUGUUGAUGAAAAUAGCAACUUCCUGUGUAGAAAGGUUACAGCACUUGGGGCUUUUUAGUGUAGAGAAAAGGCCAUUAAGAGGAGACAUGCUAGAGCUAGAAGAACACGGUGCACACCAAUGGCACUGUAUAAUCAUCAUUGUGGGGUUCAUUAGCAUGAGAUACUUUAACCUCACACUGCAGUUUUCUGCUCAUCACAGUGCAAACAAGGCCAGACUGGCCUGUGCUGUCAUGCUUUUCAGAUAGUAGAGUGUGUUCACAUUACCACUUUAAAGCUCAGUGAAGUCCUUUCCGCUGCCUCAGUGAAUUUCGCAGCACAGCUCAUUCUGUCCCCCCUCCCCAGCUUUUUACAUCAACAUGGCUCCACUAGUGUAAGAUUUGUGUCUGUUUGUGUGCACACUAGGGUGCAUUGGCAGGCAGUGACACCUUUUCCCUAUGUAGAAGUGUUCACACCUUGGCUGGAGAUGAAUUGCGAAUGGCUUAAGGACUCUCAAUCAGUGUGAAGCUAGUUUGGGGGGAAACUCAUAAAACAGUAGUGUAACAAAGUCCAGGAUGCAUUUGCAGUGAGCACAGGGGGAGUGUGAACACUGCCCUAGUAGGCUCUUAUUCUGUCUUAAUUGCAAUACCAAUGCAAAUUUUAAAACCUUUUGUGUUAAAGGUACUAUCUUGAGAACAGGCAGAAAAACCAUUAAGUGGUCCACCAAGACCCUCAAGAAUUUUCAAGUAAUCUGGGGGAGGGGGAGUUCAGGAACUGUUGGCUUAGGUUUUCUAAAUUAAGCAGUAUAUAAAUUUUGUUAAGUAAAUGUUUGCUUUUAGUUGCCCCAUUAUAUUUAAUGGGACUUCCCGGGAAGUGUACGUAGGAUUCUUCUAGUCAGAAUCAGUUUUCUCAGAUGCAGAUCUGUUUACUUGCAAAAACAACAUCAAGUUGUUAUAUAUAAGGUGUUAAAUUAAUCUUCCUUUCUUGCAGGUACGAGAAUGGAAAAAAGAAGGGCUAAAAACAUAUAUGUGCACAGGACGUCCUGGCUGGCUUACAGUGUCUCUUCGUGUUGGAAAGUACAAGAAGACGCUUAAAAAUAUAACAAUCAACUUGAUGGAUAUUCUGGAAGUGGACACUGAGAGAAUGGUAAGCUUGGAAUUGAUCCUUCUAUUUUAGUGAUCAACUUUUGUUCAAGGGAUGUGGCCAUUGCUGAACAUCAUUGAGCCUGUUGGUUUUUGUGCUUUCUGGUCCUCUUUGAGGUGCCUGACCAAGGAUGAGGCACAUGAUUUCGAAGCGGAAGAAUCAGACCUUGGGACACAGGACCUCUGGUGUGGCAGUACUACUGAGGAUGUUUCCCCACUAGCUGGUGUCUUCAGAAUUGCUGUCUUUUGCUCACUCUGUCUUAGUAGCAGGGAGUGGGCAGCAGCACAUACCUGACCUCAUGUCACGCCAGCUUAUUGCAAGGGGCCAGGUUGGCGCAGUGCAAACUCGUUGGUGGAACCAAUGUGGCACUCCUUGCACCUUCCUGUCUCCCUCCCAGUAAUAUGUAGAAACACCAGUGACGGAAGGGCAAGUAAACGCUGCCAUCCCACUGACCACUACUUCUCUGUGUUUAUGGAGAGUUGCCUACGCAUCUUGGAUGCGGGAACUACUCACCUUCAGUGCCUUCAUCUUGGCAGGAUUCAAGCUCUGCUUGUUUUUCCUCAUCCAUUUCACCACUGCAUCUAAGUACUAUCCCAGGGACUAUACAGCCUCUCCCACUUCAGAUAUUACGGAGAAUAGAGCUGAGUUUCAUCAGCAUACUGAUGGCACCUUGCCCCAAAACUCAAAAUGACCGACCCCAGUAGCUUCAUGUAGAUAUUAAACAGCAUUGGAGAUAAGAUGCUGUGGCAAGAGGCUGAAAAGCACUCUCAGUGGUACUCUCUGGACUCAGGGUUGGAACCACGGCAAAAUGCAUUUAUUAUCAUUAAACAAGGAGAUCAAUGUAGAUAACUGCUUGAUUAUGAAAGAAAUGAAAGCUGCAAUUUCUGUAUACAAAUUGAAGGAUGAGGCUUCUGUUCAUGGGAAGUUGGCUUACACAACUCUGCCUAGCAAGUGGAAGGUACAAUAGCCAGGAACAGAGGCAUGACCCUACACUUUGUUCAUGCACUAGUAUAUAUGUUUGUGAUAAACAGUGCAGACAGGAGUUUCUUGGGCCAAAUUUUCAAGUUUUUGGUGCAACCUUAGCUGCCUUGUCUGCUGCAGAAAGUACUGUUGUGCUGCUCAGUCUUAAAGCAUUCAUGCUAUGGGUUUCCUAGUUGUAAUUUGCCUAAUUACAUCCAGGAUAGGCAAGCAUGAUUGCAACACUAACCUGUUUAAAGUAUUUCUGUAAUGGGUUUAGGGGUUGCUCGUGUGUAAGUUGCCGCCACUCCUGGCUAGGUUACCUGGUUAACCCUUUCUGACUGAGCAGCCUCCAGCAUCGUCACUGUCUCAGUCGCUGGCAGAAUCCGUCAGUGGGCGUUUCUUAAACCUUUUCCAGCAUAAAAGUUGUUUGACGCCAAGUCUCCUCCUACUCUCCCUGCGCGGAAGUCUUCUGCGCAGGGAGGGUGUGGGCAGCAGAGUACCCGUACUCUCUCCGCUGGUCUCCAGCGAAGAGUCUUGGAGCCUCCUCCCCGAUUCCCCCACCUGCCCCCCUUCUCCACUGGUGUUACGCUGAUUUCCUUCCCCAGCAGAUGGGCUGCCUCUCUCCCUACUGGGACCCUCUCCUGCAUCCCUUUGGAGCUUUCCCUCCGCCUCUAGCUCCGAUGGCAGUUCCCUGACAAUUUCCUUUCCACUGCACAGUGGUGCCUCGCAAGACGAAAUUAAUUCGUUCCGUGAGUUUUGUCGUCUUGCGAUUUUUUCGUCUUGCGAAGCACGGUGUCAGGAAAGUUUUGGAAAAGCUUCAAAAAUCACCAAAGUCUUUAAAAACCUCAAAAAAGGCUACCACACCGCGUUCUAUGAGUUGCUCCUCGAAGUCAAGUCGCAACUGUAUUAACGGUGUUAAGAAAAAGGAAACAAACUUGCAAGACGUUUCCGUCUUGCGAAGCAAGCCCAUAGGGAAAAUCGUUUUGCGAAGCAGCUCAAAAAACAAAAAACCCUUUCGUCUAGAGAGUUUUUUGUCUUGCGAGGCAUUCGUCUUGCGAGGUACCACUGUAUUUCCUGAUUCACAAAGACCGAGGUAACUUUUAAGGUGUGCACUGAAUGAUGGGGCAGAUUGCAUUUCUGUGUUACUGCUUUGGCAUCAGAUUUGUAUUGAUGGCGGCAUUCAGUCUUGGCAUAUAAAAUGUGUUCUUCCUUAGGUUGUCCGUGUGGAACCCUUGGUCACAAUGGGACAGUUAACAGCACACCUCAACCCCAUAGGCUGGACUAUUCCAGUGGUACCAGAACUUGAUGACCUUACUGUAGGUGAGAGGUCUUGGGAUUUGUACAAUAUAACUACAACUCUUAAAUAUUUCAAUAAUGUUCCACUUAGCAAUUAAAAGCAAAUUACUUUUAAACUUUUCCGUGAUGCAUAAGAUCUAAUGCUCACUGUAUGAUUCCCAAGCUGUGAAAAUUCACUUGUUAUUUAAUUAAGUCCUCUGGGAAAUGAAAAUACAAUUCAUGUGAUUGUUGUGCAAUGAUCUCUUGUUCAGGUGGUUUGAUCAUGGGGACUGGUAUUGAAUCAUCCUCCCACAUCUAUGGACUGUUUCAGCAUUCCUGCGUGGCCUAUGAACUUGUUCUUGCUGAUGGGAGCCAUGUGAGAUGUACACCGGUAAGAUAACAUUCUAAUUUGCUGUGGUUUGUGACAUUAUGUCUGCUCAGUAUCUGUAUGUGCCUUAGUGUUGUGUGCUUUUUGCAGGAGGAGAACUCAGACCUAUUUUAUGCAGUUCCUUGGUCCUGUGGCACACUGGGCUUCCUGGUGGCAGCAGAAAUAAAAAUGAUCCCAGCGAAAAAAUAUGUGAAGCUGCAUUAUGAGCCUCUGAGAGGACUGAAGACAAUCUGCAAGAGAUUUGCUGAAGAAUCUGAGAAGAAAGAAAACCAUUUUGUGGAGGGUCUGGUUUAUUCUUUAGAAGAAGCUGUCAUAAUGACCGGAGUUUUGACCAAUGAAGCUGAUCAUAGUAAGGUAACAACAUUGAUUCUUUCACUUCUUCAGGUAAAUAGGACACCGGCAGGGGGAGAACUAGCGAACUUGCCUCUGAAAACCAAUCUCUGCACUUUGUUGAUUCUAAAGUUAAGAGAGCCCAUCUGCAGUACAGGCUUCCUUUAGUUUUUAUGGUACAGUGGUGCCCCGCAAGACGAAAAACUCGCUAGACGAAAGGGUUUUGCGUUUUUUGAGUCGUUCCGCAAGACGAAUUUCCCUAUGGGCUUGCUUCGCAAGACGAAGCGUCUUGCGAGUUCUUGCGAGUUUGUUUCCUUUUUCUUAAAGCCGCUAAGCCGCUAAUAGCUGUGCUUCGCAAUACGAAAAAACCGCAAGACGAAGAGACUCGCGGAACGGAUUAAUUUCGUCUUGCGAGGCACCACUGUAUUUUUAAUGCCAUAGCUUUCCCUAGAGAGCAGUAGUUCAUUGAGAGUGUUGUGAAUUCUUUUUUGGAGCUCAGCCUCCCUUACACAACAGUAGUUCCCAUGGUUCUCUGGAUGGAGGAGUGACUGUUAAACUAGUUUAACAAAAUACUGGGCAGAUCCAUUCCAUGAGUGGAAUGUCUUGCACAUUAUUAAUCUGGUGGGAGAGGUAAUUCUACAAAAAUAAUUGCCAGUGUUGAUUGCAUACAGACAUUUGCAUGUAAAUGAUGUACAUUGCAUGACUUUAUAUCAAAGAUAGAUAGUGUGUCACCCUACAGACGUUGUUGGACUGAACUGUCAGUCGGCCCCGGCCAAUGCUUAGGGGUGGAGGGAAUUGUAGUGCAGCAACAUCUGGAGCAGCAACCCUCAUAGCUACCCCUGAUCAACACAACCUGUUGUUGGUGUUUCCUUGGCAAUCUUACUCUUAACAGUUGCAGAAAUGUGCUGAGCAUUAAAAGAACUUGCAUUCAAUUGCAGCUGUAAUUAGAGCCACGUUAUGAAACUUUGUCUUCAGGCAAAGUAGCUUUUGUGCUGGUGUGUUCAUUGUGUUUCUGUUUAUCUUAAGAUCAACAGAAUUGGAUGCUACUACAAGCCAUGGUUUUUCAAGCAUGUGGAGAACUAUCUAAAGGCUAACAAGACGGGAACGGAAUAUAUCCCUGCAAGGCAAUACUAUCACAGGCAUACACGGAGCAUAUUCUGGGAGCUCCAGGUAAGGUUCCAGUUCGUGCCAUAUUUGCUGUCAGUCAAGCCCACAGACACAUCCUUAUCAAUUCAACCCUCUCUCUAGUAAUGAUAAACCUAGUUAGCGAAAUAGCUGACUAGCCCAAACUUCUUCCCCAUAUUAUAUAUCAGGGUAGGAACUAGAUCUGACCAGCUGACGUGUCCCAGUUCCCAUGGGCCAGUUUGACAGCUGCCUACCUGUUGGUUGCCUGAUAUCAGUUGAUCAGUGGCUAGUGCAAAAAAAACAUUUCAUUUGCCCACGCCCUUUGAUUUCAAGCCACGGGAGCAAAGGGGAGGCAUUUCCCCUCAGGGCUUGUCGUAAGCGCCAAUGUGAGCCAACUGGGAAAAUGGUUGCGGUAAUUCCCCAGACUGAAAAGCAUCAUAUUGCUGCAGCUCACUGCACAGAAAAUCCUUCCAAUGUUAUGUGGGAUUAGUUGCUAAUUAGCUAAAUCCAUAUGUGCUGUAGUUUUUAUUUUAUUGUAUGUACUAAUUAGUGCCACUAGUAAUUGUAAUCGACUUGAUUUUUGUAAACCGCAUACUGUGGUACCUUGGGUUACAUACGCCUCAGGUUACAUAUGCUUCAGGUUACAGACUCCGCUAACCCAGAAAUAGUACCUCGGGUUAAGAACUUUGCUUCAGGAUGAGAACAGAAAUCACGCGGCGCAGCGGCAGCAGGAGGCCCCAUUAGCUAAAGUGGUGCUUCAGGUUAAGAACAGUUUCAGGUUAAGAAUGGACCUCCGGAACGAAUUAAGUACUUAACCUGAGGUACCACUGUACAGGUUUUCUUUCAAUUAAGCAGCAUGUGAAUUUUGUUAAAAUAAAUGAAUGAUGAAAAAGUGUUGAGGUGUUGUUUUUUAAGGCACACAGUUACUUCUGAAGUCAGCGAUCCAGGUUUGAAAUGCUUAGCUUUCUCACGACAUGCAUUUGGUCUGUUUUCUAGGAUAUCAUCCCAUUUGGCAAUAACCCUGUUUUCCGCUACCUGUUUGGUUGGAUGGUUCCUCCUAAAAUCUCCCUCUUAAAACUGACCCAAGGAGAAGCAAUUCGGAAGCUGUAUGAGCAGCAUCACGUUGUACAAGACAUGAUGGUCCCCAUGAAAAGCCUUGAGCAGUGUAUCGAAACCUUCCACAGUGACAUCAAAGUAAGAGCAUCUUUCCUAACUUCCAGGUUGUUCUUGGUAGCAGUAGUUAAACAAAACAUGUCUCGACUACAGGAUUCAGAAGGGCUGGGUAGUGGCUCCCAUGUAUCGCUUUGUCGUGAAUUUGUUCUUCCGUUGUCUCUAGGUUUAUCCUCUGUGGCUCUGCCCCUUCAUCUUGCCCAAUAACCCUGGAAUGAUCCACCCAAAAGGAGAUGAAGCAGAGCUCUAUGUGGACGUAGGAGCCUACGGAGAGCCCAAAACAAAAUACUUCGAAGCUAAGGCUUCCACCAGGCAAAUAGAAAAGUUUGUAAGGAGUGUUCAUGGGUAAGGGUCUAAGUCCCGAAAGGGCAUUCUCUCAUGUUGUUAGGAGAACUCUCUUGCAGUUACCUUUUCAGCUUGCUGCAUGACGAUGUUGCAAAAACAAAAAGAAUUUUAACUUAAUUUUUUAUUGGUCAGGGUUUUUUUAAUUUUAGGAUAGGAUAAAUAUUUUUUUUAUUUAUCCUAUAUUAUUUAACAAAAACGUGCUUCAUUAUAAGCUGCUAUGACAGACUUACCUUUUGGGGCUACUGGGCAGUCUGAAGUGUUUUCUGUUCUAAAAUUCAGAAUUGGUUUCAUGGGGUUCUAUUGGAGUACUGGGGACUAGACAAAAGGGUUCCUUUAGGAUAAGAUCUGAACGUUUGUGCUGGCAAAAUAGCCUGCUCUAAGAAAUGAGCAAUAGUUUCUGCGGCCUUCUGAUGCAACAAUUUUAAGAUCUGUUUUUCGUUCUUCCUUUUAGUUUUCAGAUGUUGUAUGCUGAUUGCUAUAUGACCCGUGAGGAAUUCUGGGAAAUGUUUGAUGGCUCGCUGUACCACAAGCUGAGGAAGCAACUUCAUUGUAAUGAUGCUUUUCCAGAGGUGUAUAAUAAAAUCUGCAAAUCUGCAAGACAUUAA